AUGCAAAUCUUCGUUAAAACUUUGACCGGUAAAACUAUUACCUUGGAAGUUGAAUCAAACGACACCAUUGAAAAUGUUAAGAGCAAGAUUCAAGAUAAGGAAGGUAUCCCUCCAGAUCAACAAAGAUUGAUCUUUGCUGGUAAGCAAUUGGAAGAUGGUAGAACCCUCUCAGACUAUAACAUUCAAAAGGAAUCUACUUUGCAUUUGACUUUGACUGGUAAGACAAUCACUCUGGAAGUUGAAUCAAACGACACCAUUGAAAAUGUCAAGUAUCCCUCCAGAUCAACAAAGAUUGAUCUUUCGCUGGUAAGCAAUUGGAAGAUGGAAUCCACUCUCCACUUGGUUUUGAGACUUAGAGGUGGUAUGCAAAUCUUCGUCAAGACUCUCACUGGUAAGACAAUUACCCUUGAAGUCGAAUCUAAUGAUACUAUUGAAAAUGUUAAGAGCAAGAUUCAAGAUAAGGAAGGUAUUCCACCAGAUCAACAAAGACUUAUCUUUGCUGGUAAGCAAUUGGAAGAUGGUAGAACUUUGUCUGAUUACAAUAUUCAAAAGGAAUCCACUCUCCACUUGGUUUUGAGACUUAGAGGUGGUAUGCAAAUCUUCGUCAAGACUCUCACUGGUAAGACAAUUACCCUUGAAGUCGAAUCUAAUGAUACUAUUGAAAAUGUUAAGAGCAAGAUUCAAGAUAAGGAAGGUAUUCCACCAGAUCAACAAAGACUUAUCUUUGCUGGUAAGCAAUUGGAAGAUGGUAGAACCCUUUCUGACUAUAACAUUCAAAAGGAAUCAACCCUUCACUUGGUCUUGAGAUUGAGAGGUGGUAACUAAAUAAAAACAGUUAACUUUUGAUUUCACA
Messenger RNA from Naegleria gruberi, 853 nucleotides. RefSeq names its product polyubiquitin. Bases 1 to 825 code for a protein of 274 amino acids. Gene Ontology annotation, molecular function: ubiquitin protein ligase binding; protein tag activity. Gene Ontology annotation, biological process: protein ubiquitination; modification-dependent protein catabolic process. Lineage: Eukaryota; Heterolobosea; Eutetramitea; Acrasida; Naegleriidae. The record is from RefSeq and is a predicted model, not a curated record. The transcript has 4 exons. Gene Ontology annotation, cellular component: cytoplasm; nucleus.